AUGACAACAAAAGUGGCGGCAAAUUCUGCUGCUUACGAAGCCAUAGUUCGAGCAGGUCCUCGUGUAAAGCAACUUCAACAAGUUCAUGCUCACCUCAUUGUCACGGGUUAUGGUCGUAGCCGGAGUCUCUUGACAAAGCUCAUUACUUUAGCUUGUUCCGCUCGAGCCAUCGCCUAUACUCAUCUUCUCUUCCUCUCCGUUCCCCUUCCCGAUGACUUCCUCUUCAAUUCAGUUAUCAAAUCGACUUCUAAGUUGCGUUUACCUUUGCAUUGCGUUGCUUAUUACCGUCGUAUGUUAUCUUCAAACGUCUCUCCGAGUAACUACACUUUCACCUCUGUUAUCAAGUCUUGCGCCGAUCUCUCUGCCUUGAGAAUCGGAAAAGGUGUUCAUUGUCAUGCAGUGGUUUCUGGGUUUGGAUUGGAUACUUACGUUCAGGCUGCUUUGGUGACGUUUUAUUCAAAGUGUGGCGAUAUGGAAGGUGCACGCCAAGUGUUCGAUAGAAUGCCUGAGAAGUCUAUUGUGGCGUGGAAUUCGUUGGUUUCUGGAUUUGAGCAAAAUGGGUUGGCGGAUGAAGCAAUUCAGGUGUUUUAUCAGAUGCGAGAAUCAGGGUUUGAGCCGGAUUCAGCGACGUUUGUGAGCCUUCUCUCGGCUUGUGCCCAAACUGGUGCGGUAAGUUUAGGAUCUUGGGUGCAUCAGUACAUUAUCAGUGAGGGUCUUGACCUGAAUGUUAAACUUGGUACUGCGUUGAUUAACUUGUAUUCUAGGUGCGGUGACGUUGGAAAAGCCCGGGAAGUCUUUGACAAGAUGAAGGAAACUAAUGUGGCUGCUUGGACGGCAAUGAUCUCUGCUUAUGGUACUCAUGGAUAUGGCCAACAAGCUGUAGAGCUGUUUAAUAAAAUGGAGGAUGAUUGCGGUCCAAUCCCAAAUAACGUAACAUUUGUAGCUGUUUUAUCGGCUUGCGCUCAUGCUGGACUCGUUGAGGAAGGACGUUCAGUCUACAAGAGAAUGACCAAGAGCUAUAGAUUGAUCCCAGGAGUGGAACAUCAUGUUUGUAUGGUAGAUAUGCUUGGGCGGGCUGGAUUUCUUGACGAAGCUUAUAAAUUCAUACAUCAGCUUGAUGCUACAGGGAAAGCAACUGCUCCAGCAUUGUGGACAGCGAUGCUUGGAGCAUGCAAGAUGCACAGGAACUAUGAUCUCGGUGUAGAAAUUGCCAAGCGUCUCAUAGCCCUUGAGCCAGAUAAUCCCGGUCAUCAUGUCAUGCUCUCAAAUAUCUAUGCCUUGAGUGGCAAAACAGAUGAAGUAUCACACAUAAGAGAUGGAAUGAUGAGGAAUAACCUUAGAAAACAGGUUGGCUAUAGCGUAAUUGAAGUGGAAAAUAAGACAUAUAUGUUCAGUAUGGGUGAUGAGUCUCAUCAAGAGACUGGAGAAAUUUAUCGGUAUCUGGAAACUUUGAUAAGCCGGUGUAAGGAAAUAGGGUAUGCACCGGUUUCUGAAGAAGUUAUGCACCAAGUUGAGGAAGAGGAAAAGGAGUUCGCACUUAGAUACCACAGCGAGAAGCUUGCUGUAGCAUUCGGUUUGUUGAAAACUGUAGAUGUAGCCAUUACAAUUGUGAAGAAUCUACGGAUCUGUGAGGAUUGUCAUUCUGCUUUCAAGUAUAUUUCUAUUGUGUCCAAUAGACAGAUCACUGUUAGGGAUAAGCUCCGGUUUCACCAUUUUCAAAAUGGUUCUUGUUCAUGUCUGGACUAUUGGUAA
Arabidopsis thaliana (thale cress) is the source of this 1752-nucleotide messenger RNA. RefSeq names its product Pentatricopeptide repeat (PPR) superfamily protein. The transcript has a single exon. Gene Ontology annotation, molecular function: zinc ion binding; RNA binding. Bases 1 to 1752 code for a protein of 583 amino acids. NCBI's taxonomy places the organism in Eukaryota, Viridiplantae, Streptophyta, Magnoliopsida, Brassicales, Brassicaceae. The record is from RefSeq and is marked reviewed. Gene Ontology annotation, biological process: chloroplast RNA processing; RNA modification.